Sinocyclocheilus grahami is the source of this 4356-nucleotide messenger RNA. RefSeq names its product rho GTPase-activating protein 39-like. Gene Ontology annotation, molecular function: protein binding; GTPase activator activity. Gene Ontology annotation, cellular component: cytoplasm; cytoskeleton. Bases 1 to 3111 code for a protein of 1036 amino acids. The record is from RefSeq and is a predicted model, not a curated record. The transcript has 9 exons. Gene Ontology annotation, biological process: signal transduction. Lineage: Eukaryota; Metazoa; Chordata; Actinopteri; Cypriniformes; Cyprinidae.
AUGAACGAACGCGUCAAACCCAAAGACUUGUCAGAUAAGAGGUCUGACUGGGUGGAGAUUGUGGAGCCGCGCUCGAGGGAGCGCAUGUACGUCAACCUGCUGACCGGCGAGUGCGGGUGGGAACUGCCGCCCGGCGUCCCGGUCCGUCAGUCGGACGGCAACCAGUGGUGGGAGCUUUUUGACAGCAAUAACAAUCGGUUCUACUACUACAACUGCACAAGUCAGCAGACGGUCUGGCACAGGCCUCAAGACUGUGACAUAGUGCCUCUAGCGCAGCUCCAAGCCAUGAGGAGGAGUUCUGAGGCCAAGCUGAGGGGUCAAGGGAGGAUCCAGAGAGGUCCGGUGGAUGGCAGGCGGACACCACAACCUGGACUGGGGUCUUCUUCACUGGAGAAAGAGAGUGGAAGGGAGACGCCAUCGUCCAAGGGUAAAGGAGACAGUUUGGAGAGAAGGAACCAGGGAAAUAGGGAUGCCGCUCAAAGAUGGCAGCCUGCUCCUGGAUCCAAGGCUGCCAUGUUGGUGAAAGUUAACAGCAUUGGAAGAAACCAAUCUCUGGGUCCAGCUACUGCCCACCAACGUCUCCACCUCAACCCCACCAACACUAGCACUUCUCCCAAACCAGGUUACACAGCGCAACUUGACAGAACAGGUUUGCUCAGUAAAAUGGCAGUUCCUGGAGACUCCAAGCAGGGUUACCACCUCAAAAAGGGGGAUGCCAACUUCUGUCUUGUUUUGCCACCUUCUAUUUCUUCAUCUUACUCUGCCCACCAGUGCUCUGGUGCAGGUACACCUCGCCCCUCCUCUCCUCAAUACGGAGCUACACCCUCAGCACCCAUCUACGACGAACCUCCACCCAUUGAGCCCCCAAUUUACGAUGAACCCCCAGUGGAAAUGGAAGUAGAAGGUGCGCACCACUUACACCGAGUUCCCUACCCCACCAGUCACAGCCUGCCAAGAGGAACCCAGCCUCCUAAACUCCUCCAGUUCCCCCAUUCCAAACACAUCUGCAGCUCCUCAGCUAGUGAAUACAGUCCGGCCGGCUGGGAGUGCAUUAAACACAUGGUGAACGUGGAUGCAGCUGCAUCCAAGCACCAGCCCCAGACAACUAACCCCAUCGAGGGGCCUUCAAAUACAGCCAGUCCUCAAAUCCAGCCCCAGUCUCCAGUAUCUGCCCAGAUUAAGAGGGAAGUUUCUGUAGAGAAGAAGCAAUCAUGGAGGCUGUUGGAACCCCGCCACAGCCGUCAAAGCAGCCUGGCCUCUCAGGAGUACCCAGGCCCUGCUGCCGUCACGUAUCAGGACUCUGGCUAUUCCACUGGGCCGUCCCCAAGUCUGCGAAGGAAGAACCGACGUCGUGCAGCUCUUGGCACUGGGUCGGGUCGACCUGGAUCGGUGGGCAGCAGUGGGGAGUUGAAUGCAUUAAAUGAGAAGCUGAUGGCGGAAAUGAGGGCGGUGGUAAACUGUUCCAAUGCCCUUCAUGGAAGCAAGGCCAGUCUGGACACUGAGAUGGGCUCAGAGGCUUCUGGUAGUACUGCCCGCUCCCCAGUCUGUUCAUUGAAGAUGGGUGCGAGAGGGGGUGAAUCGAGGGAGGAUGUGACAUCAAGUAACCGAUCACUGUACAGGAGAGGGGGCAACAACCACAGUGACGUCAUUCUGUCGCCACUGGUGACAGAUGGUCUCGGAGGUCGGCAGAAAAGGACGUAUGAGAAAGUGGAUUCGCUGGAGAAGAGCGUAACAUCGCAGACCAGCUUGUCAUCCCCGGAACCACCAAGGUCACCCUCACAGACAGGAACACUGGAAUCCAAAACUCAACAGGACAUCUCGCCCCAGGACUGUGACCAUGACAGAGCGGGUCGUGGAACCGCCCACCUCAGCCAUAAAAACAACAACAACCGUCCCACCCCUCCUUCCCUUGCCAGCACGGGUUCUGGUUACCAGUACCCAUACACCACCCUCUGCAAGCCUACACCCGAUGCCAACAUGGAGGACUGGGCCAGCAAGAACCUUAACCAGCACACGCAGGGCCUGUUUCGCCGGCGCGUCUCCAUUGCUAAUAUGCUCUCGUGGAACCGUGGCUCCAUUAAGAAACCAAUGCUGAUCAUCAGCGACCGGUCUGUCAAGAAGGAAGCCUGCGAGAUGUUCAAGCUGGUCCAGGCCUACAUGGGCGACAGGCCAGCCAGGUUGGACAAACGCCUUGCAGCCCUUCAAGUGGUCACGAAGUGCUGGGGGAUGCAAGGCUUGAGGGAUGAACUGUACGUGCAGUUGGUGCGACAGACCACCGGAAACUUGAGUUUGAGGAGCUUGGAGGCGGGCUGGGAGUUGAUGGCCAUCAGCCUAGCGUUCUUCUCGCCUUCGCCCAAGUUUAGGCGCUAUUUGGAAGGCUACAUCCAGCGACACCUUGAGCCCAGUACUGAUAAGAAAAUACUGCAGCACAUCAUGGAGCAGCAGGACAUAAAAAACAAGAAGAAUUCAAAAUCCGGGAAGAAGAGGAGACAGAACAAUGAGGAAGAAGAGGGUCUCUCCAUCAGCACUUACGCAAAGUACUGCUACCGUAAGCUGCAAAAAGUGGCCAUUACUGGGGGCAAGAAGCUUUCAGAAACAGACGAAUAUGUGUAUCAUAAGCAGGCUUGGCUGAAGCUGUUGUCUUCAUUUUGUAGAGUACCGGGGGAUAUUGAUGAGGUGAAUGCUCUCAAGCUACAGGUGGACCAGUGGAAACUUCCAGACAACCUCUCUGAUCCCAAUGUCCCUGCGUCUCUGUUGAAGUUGUGGUACAGGGAGCUGGAGGAGCCGGUGAUUCCUCAGAGCUUCUAUAAGCAGUGCAUCAGUUACUAUGAAGAUCCUGAUGCAGCCAUCAGUGUGGUUCAGUCGCUCCCACAGCUCAACAGACUCGUGCUCUGCUACUUCAUCAACUUCUUACAGGUCUUUGCUCAGCCGGUGAAUGUGAGUAGGACUAAGAUGGACGUGAAUAAUUUGGCGAUGGUCAUGGCUCCAAACUGCCUGCGCUGUCAGUCUGAUGAUCCUCGAAUCAUCUUUGAAAACACACGGAAAGAGAUGUCCUUCCUCCGCAUACUCAUCGUCCACUUGGACACUGGCUUCAUCAAGGGCUUAAUCUAGUUAUUUUGCGGCAUAGUUCAGAUUGAAUCAUCCAAGAGAUGAUGGGAAUCAGGACCUUCUUCUGCUCAGAGAAUCAUCUUUAAGCAUCCAAAUAUUAGUUCGGACAACGUCUCAACUAAUCCAGCUUUGCCUCAAUGUGAAUCAUCCUGAACUUGACUCUCAUGACUCUUCUUGAAGCCAGACAUUAUUUGAACUGAAUCAAUUGACUGAGUUUGAUUCCGCAACAAAACAAAUGCAUGAUGUUUGUUAUUUUCUGUCUUUUAUAUUGAUUAGCAGGGAAAUACAUCCUUUGGACAAUCAUAAUCGUAAUAACACACAUGCAAAAUGACCUGCAGCAUAUUUCCUUAAUUUAAUAAGGUAUGAGUGUUCUGAUUAUUUAAUAGCAACCGUUAAGCUCAUGUAUGAGUGCAGGGAGAAUUUCUGACUUCAGUUGUGUGUAUAAGGCUGAGCGUAAGCAAGAAAAGGUGAAUUAACAUUGCAGAGCUGUGGAUCACAAAGACAGCUCUGAAAUACUAGUGGUCAAGCUUUGAGCUUGAGGUCUGGUGCCUUACAUGAGAAUGAUCGAUGAUGUAUAAGAUGCAUAAGUGCCCAUAAAUACACCCUCCACAUUUCUGCAUCGUCAUAGACUCCAAAUGAACUGGUACCACAAGCAAUUUUCAUUUAGUCUCUCACUGUAGUUUUCCCAGUCGUCCCAUUUGGAAAUAGAAAAUUAUAUUUCCAGAUGUGGUUUGGCUACAUCCAAGAUGAUUGUGCAGAACUAUUCUGUAGCAAGUUAAACCAGGAACCAGACUGGAACCAGGAACCACUCCUCUCACAAGGUAGCUGCUGCUCAUUGGCACACUGAAAGUGCAAAAUCGCAUACUUCCCUACUACAUGGUAUGCGAAAAACAGUAUGUGAGGUGAGUAAUAUGCCUGAAAUCAUUGUUUUCAAAAAACAGUAGGCAAAAAGUUCCCGGAUGACCUACUACUUCCUCCAGGAUCCUGAAGUGUGCAUUUGAUAGACACUUUAUUAUCCCAUUAGGCCACAGGAGAAGAUUUAUGAAUGGCAGUGAAGCAAUGCUGGUAGGUCAUGUGACCGAAACAACAUGGCGGAUGUAGUACAUACAAAUUUCAUUUCGAACAUACCUUCGGUUUCAGUUGAUCCAUCAGCUCCAACAUCAAGGGAUGGCAAAAAUGUUGUGUUCAGAUUUGCCCAGGCUGAAUAAACACUUAGGCCAGAAACAUACUCUACACAAGUAUGCAAUA